AUGCUUCGAGUGAGUACCGCGGGAUUUCGAGGGUCCUUUAGGACGUUUGUGAGAUAUCACUCACAUUCACACGGCCAUUCACAUACACACGCUGCCAAUGCCUAUCUGCAAACCACUAAUCUCCGAGACCCCGGUGUACGGAUCACGUGGAUCGGCCUUUUGGCCAACGUUGGAAUGGCCGCAGGUAAAGGUGCCGGCGGCAUCAUUUUCCACUCGCAGAGCCUGAUUGCCGACGCCAUUCACGCAGUUUCAGACUUGGUCAGCGACUUUUUGACUCUGGCCACGGUGUCUGUAGCAAAAAAGCCCGUUACCAAGGCGUUUCCAAACGGCUAUGGUCGCAUAGAAACUAUGGGCGCGUUUGGUGUGGCUGCGCUGCUGCUCAUUGCCGGAACAUCAAUGGGAUACUCUUCAAUUCUCACCAUUGCUGAAUUUGCACUGGGCACAGAGUCAACUUUCGUGCACUAUUUUUCCAUGCUGCCAUUGGGCCAUCAUGACCAUGGGAAGCCGCUGCAAAUGGCCGAAUGGAACGCCAUGUGGAUCGCACUGGCCUCCAUAGGCAUCAAGGAGGCGCUUUUCCAAGCCACAAACCGCAUUGGCAAAAAGCAGAACUCUCAAGUACUGAUUGCAAACGCCUGGCACCACCGAGUCGACUGCCUGGCUUCGGCUGUGUCUGUGGCUUCUAUUUCCGGCGGACAACUUUUAGGCUUGACAUGGCUGGACCCGUUCGGUGGACUCAUUAUCUCCGGCAUGAUCAUAAGGGCGGGCAUUGCUCCGUUGAAACAAGCAAUAAGCGAACUUGCCGGAAACACGACGGUCGCCAAUAGCUCAGACACCGCCGAGAGGGUGCAGGACGAGGCAACUCUCCUGGUCGAACGCCUGCUGCCUGGGUGGCAGCUCGAGCGGGUGUUGCUGGAACAGUACGGGUCGAACUACGUUGCAACUGUGUUCAUCAGCUCGCCGUCCAAACGCACCGCGCUUGGUUAA
This is a messenger RNA of Wickerhamiella sorbophila, 984 nucleotides long. Its product is annotated as Mitochondrial metal transporter 2. Gene Ontology annotation, cellular component: membrane. Gene Ontology annotation, biological process: transmembrane transport; monoatomic cation transport. Bases 1 to 984 code for a protein of 327 amino acids. Lineage: Eukaryota; Fungi; Ascomycota; Dipodascomycetes; Dipodascales; Trichomonascaceae. Gene Ontology annotation, molecular function: monoatomic cation transmembrane transporter activity. The record is from RefSeq and is a predicted model, not a curated record. The transcript has 2 exons.